This is a messenger RNA of Ictidomys tridecemlineatus (thirteen-lined ground squirrel), 11456 nucleotides long. It is a transcript of the gene Igf1r, whose product is annotated as insulin like growth factor 1 receptor. Gene Ontology annotation, biological process: insulin-like growth factor receptor signaling pathway; cellular response to glucose stimulus; protein autophosphorylation. Gene Ontology annotation, cellular component: insulin receptor complex; axon; plasma membrane. Lineage: Eukaryota; Metazoa; Chordata; Mammalia; Rodentia; Sciuridae. Gene Ontology annotation, molecular function: phosphatidylinositol 3-kinase binding; insulin receptor activity; insulin receptor substrate binding. The record is from RefSeq and is a predicted model, not a curated record.
UUUUUUUUUUUUUUGAGAAAAGGGGAAUUUCGUCCCAAAUAAAAGGAAUGAAGUCUGGCUCCGGAGGAGGGUCCCCGACCUCGCUGUGGGGGCUCCUGUUCCUCUCCGCCGCGCUCUCGCUCUGGCCGACGAGUGGAGAAAUCUGUGGCCCGGGCAUUGACAUACGCAACGACUAUCAGCAGCUGAAGCGCCUAGAGAACUGCACGGUGAUAGAGGGCUACCUCCACAUCCUGCUCAUCUCCAAGGCUGAGGACUACCGCAGCUACCGUUUCCCCAAGCUCACAGUCAUCACUGAAUACUUGCUGCUGUUCCGAGUGGCUGGCCUAGAGAGCCUCGGAGACCUCUUCCCGAACCUCACAGUCAUCCGCGGCUGGAAACUUUUUUACAACUACGCCCUGGUCAUCUUUGAGAUGACUAAUCUCAAGGAUAUUGGGCUUUAUAACCUGAGGAACAUUACUAGGGGUGCCAUCAGGAUUGAAAAAAAUGCUGAUCUCUGUUACCUCUCUACAGUGGACUGGUCUUUGAUCCUAGAUGCAGUGUCUAAUAAUUAUAUUGUGGGGAACAAGCCCCCAAAGGAAUGUGGGGACCUGUGUCCAGGGACCUUGGAGGAGAAGCCAUUGUGUGAGAAGACCACCAUCAAUAAUGAGUACAACUACCGCUGUUGGACCACAAAUCGCUGCCAGAAAAUGUGCCCGAGCGUGUGCGGAAAGCGAGCUUGCACCGAGAACAAUGAAUGCUGCCACCAGGAAUGCCUGGGCAGCUGCCACGCACCCGACAAUGACACAGCCUGUGUCGCCUGCCGGCACUACUUCUAUGAGGGCGUGUGUGUGCCUGCCUGCCCGCCCGACACCUACAGGUUCGAGGGAUGGCGCUGCGUGAAGCGCGACUUCUGUGCCAACAUCCUCAGCGCUGAGAGCAGUGACUCUGAGGGCUUUGUCAUCCAUGACGGCGAGUGCAUGCAGGAGUGCCCCUCAGGCUUCAUCCGCAACGGCACCCAGAGCAUGUACUGCAUCCCUUGUGAAGGUCCUUGCCCCAAAGUCUGUGAAGAAGAGAAGAAAACAAAGACUAUUGAUUCUGUUACUUCUGCUCAGAUGCUCCAAGGAUGUACCAUCUUCAAGGGCAAUUUGCUCAUUAAUAUCCGACGAGGCAAUAACAUUGCCUCAGAACUGGAGAACUUCAUGGGGCUCAUCGAGGUGGUGACCGGCUAUGUGAAGAUCCGCCAUUCUCAUGCCUUGGUCUCCUUGUCCUUUCUUAAGAACCUUCGUCAGAUCUUAGGGGAGGAGCAACUGGAAGGGAACUAUUCCUUCUAUGUCUUGGAUAACCAGAACUUGCAGCAGCUAUGGGACUGGGACCACCGCAACCUGACCAUCAAAUCUGGGAAAAUGUACUUCGCUUUCAAUCCCAAACUGUGUGUUUCUGAAAUUUACCGCAUGGAGGAAGUAACAGGGACAAAAGGGCGCCAAAGCAAAGGAGACAUAAACACCAGAAACAAUGGAGAAAGAGCCUCCUGUGAAAGUGAUGUCCUACAUUUCACAUCCACUACCACGUGGAAGAACCGCAUUAUCAUAACCUGGCACCGGUACCGGCCCCCGGACUACAGGGAUCUCAUCAGCUUCACUGUUUACUACAAGGAGGCACCCUUUAAAAAUGUCACAGAAUAUGAUGGGCAGGAUGCCUGUGGCUCCAAUAGCUGGAACAUGGUGGACGUGGACCUUCCUCCCAACAAAGAUGUGGAACCUGGCAUUUUACUGCAUGGGCUGAAGCCCUGGACUCAAUACGCAGUCUAUGUCAAGGCCGUGACCCUCACCAUGGUGGAGAAUGACCACAUUCGUGGGGCCAAGAGUGAAAUCUUGUACAUUCGUACCAAUGCUUCAGUUCCUUCCAUUCCCCUGGAUGUCCUUUCAGCAUCGAACUCCUCUUCUCAGCUGAUUGUGAAAUGGAACCCCCCAUCUCUGCCCAACGGUAACCUGAGUUACUACAUUGUGAGAUGGCAGCGACAGCCUCAGGACGGCUACCUGUACCGGCAUAAUUACUGUUCCAAAGACAAAAUCCCCAUCAGGAAGUAUGCUGAUGGCACCAUUGAUGUCGAAGAGGUAACAGAGAAUCCUAAGACUGAAGUGUGUGGUGGUGAGAAAGGGCCUUGCUGCGCUUGCCCUAAAACUGAAGCUGAGAAGCAAGCUGAGAAGGAGGAGGCUGAAUACCGCAAAGUCUUUGAGAAUUUCCUGCAUAACUCCAUCUUUGUGCCCAGACCUGAAAGGAAGCGGAGAGAUGUCAUGCAAGUGGCCAACACCACCAUGUCCAGCCGAAGCAGGAACACCACAGUGAUGGACACCUACAAUAUGACAGAUCCAGAAGAACUUGAGACAGAGUACCCUUUCUUUGAGAGCAGAGUGGAUAACAAGGAGAGAACUGUCAUCUCUAACCUCCGGCCUUUUACUUUGUACCGCAUUGAUAUUCACAGCUGUAAUCAUGAGGCUGAGAAGCUGGGCUGUAGUGCCUCUAACUUUGUCUUUGCCAGAACCAUGCCUGCAGAAGGAGCAGAUGACAUUCCUGGCCCAGUUACCUGGGAGGCAAGGCCUGAGAACUCCAUCUUUUUAAAGUGGGCAGAACCUGAGAACCCCAAUGGAUUGAUUCUAAUGUAUGAAAUAAAAUACGGAUCACAAAUUGAGGAUCAGCGAGAAUGUGUGUCCAGACAAGAUUACAGAAAAUAUGGAGGGGCCAAGCUCAACCGGCUAAACCCAGGGAAUUAUACUGCCCGGAUUCAGGCUACCUCUCUCUCUGGGAAUGGGUCAUGGACAGAUCCUGUGUUCUUCUAUGUCCCAGCCAAAACAACGUAUGAGAAUUUCAUCCAUCUGAUCAUCGCUCUGCCGGUCGCCAUCCUGUUGAUCGUGGGAGGGCUGGUGAUAAUGCUGUAUGUCUUCCAUAGAAAGAGGAAUAACAGCAGGCUGGGGAAUGGAGUGCUAUAUGCCUCUGUAAACCCAGAGUACUUCAGCGCAGCCGAUGUGUACAUUCCUGACGAGUGGGAGGUCGCUCGAGAGAAAAUUACCAUGAGCCGGGAGCUGGGGCAGGGGUCCUUCGGGAUGGUCUAUGAAGGAGUUGCCAAGGGUGUGGUUAAAGAUGAACCUGAAACCAGGGUGGCCAUCAAGACAGUGAACGAGGCUGCCAGCAUGCGUGAAAGGAUUGAGUUUCUGAACGAGGCUUCAGUGAUGAAGGAGUUCAAUUGUCACCAUGUGGUGCGGUUGCUGGGCGUGGUGUCCCAGGGCCAGCCAACGCUGGUCAUCAUGGAACUGAUGACACGGGGGGAUCUCAAAAGUUAUCUCAGAUCUCUGAGGCCAGAAAUAGAGAAUAACCCAGUCCUUGCACCUCCAAGCCUAAGCAAGAUGAUCCAGAUGGCUGGAGAGAUUGCAGAUGGUAUGGCAUAUCUCAAUGCUAACAAGUUUGUCCACAGAGACCUUGCUGCCCGAAAUUGCAUGGUGGCCGAAGAUUUCACAGUCAAAAUUGGAGAUUUUGGUAUGACAAGAGAUAUCUAUGAGACAGACUAUUACCGGAAAGGAGGGAAAGGGUUGCUGCCUGUGCGUUGGAUGUCUCCUGAGUCCCUCAAGGAUGGAGUCUUCACCACUCAUUCAGACGUCUGGUCCUUCGGGGUUGUCCUCUGGGAGAUUGCCACACUGGCCGAGCAGCCGUACCAGGGCUUGUCCAACGAGCAAGUCCUUCGCUUCGUCAUGGAGGGUGGCCUUCUAGACAAGCCGGACAACUGCCCCGACAUGCUGUUUGAGUUGAUGCGCAUGUGCUGGCAGUACAACCCCAAGAUGAGACCUUCCUUCCUGGAAAUCAUCAGCAGCAUCAAAGACGAGAUGGAACCUGGUUUUCGGGAGGUCUCCUUCUACUACAGUGAGGAGAACAAGCCACCUGAACCUGAGGAGCUGGACCUGGAGCCUGAAAACAUGGAGAGUGUCCCCCUGGACCCCUCGGCCUCAUCGUCAUCCCUGCCACUGCCCGACAGACACUCAGGACACAAGGCUGAGAAUGGCCCAGGCCCUGGGGUGCUGGUUCUCCGAGCCAGCUUCGAUGAGAGACGGCCUUACGCGCACAUGAAUGGAGGACGCACAGAUGAGAGAGCCUUGCCGCUGCCCCAGUCUUCAACCUGCUGAUUCUUGGAUCCCGAAUCCCGUGCAAACAGUAACGUGUGUGCACACUCAGCGGUGGGUGGGGGGAGAGAACGUUUUAACAAUCUAUUCACAAGCCUCCUGUACCUCAGUGGAUCUUCAGAACUGCAUUGCUGCCCACGGGAGACGGCUUCUCUGCAGUAAAACACAUUUGGGAUAUUCCUUUUUUCAAUAUGCAAGCAGCUUUUUAUUUCCCUACCCAAACCCUUAACUGACCGGCCUCUAAGAACCUUAAUGACAACACUUAAUAGCAACAGAACACUUGAGAAUUGAGUCUCCUCAUAUAUUCAUUCUCUCUCUCUCUCUCUCUCUCUCUCUCUCUCUCUCUAGCUCUCCCUCUCCCUCUUUCUUCUUUCUUUCCUUUUUCCUUUUCUGCUUCAUAAUGGAAAAAUAUUUGCCACAAACCCAGCCGGGAAGCCCUUUUUAUCAGAUGGAGGAAGUGGCUCUUCCUGGGAUUCCACGUCACCCUGUGUAUACCUGCCUGACACCACAGGUCUUUAUAAAACACACACAUACACACAUCGAGACGGAGUUUUUUAACUGUGUCUUUAACCUUUCUAGUGUCAUCUAAAAUUCAAAAAGGGCCAUUUUCAUCCAUGGUUGUUACCAUUGUAAUGCUGCCAAAUUUUGCCAAAAUCCUGAACUUUCUCCCAUAUCAUCCACACACCCCCUGCCCCCACGCACACUGAUUUUCUUCUUUCCAGAGGAAUGGGGUGAGCAUGGAAUCAUUUAUGAGAAAUAUUGGUGAUGUACUCCAUCUGACUGUUCCCCAGGUGCUUUCCAAGCCCACAUCCACCCCAGUCUCGUUGCUUUUGAUGACUAGGUUAUUAUUUGGGGGAACUGGACAAAAUGGGACCUUCCAUCAGUGAAGACGGGGAAAGGCUGAACCAGGUUCCCCACCCCACUCCCUACCUCCACCCUUUUCCCUCUGAGAAUUCUGGAGGAAACAGACCCUGAGUUAAACCUAAAAACCAGACUAAUGGGUCCAUGUGGACAUCAUGCCAGUUUCCUCUCCCAGCCCCAGCACCCCCUCCUGACCCGCCAAGGAACACAGAUGGGAAGGGUUUCCAGGGACCCAGCCCAGCCAUUUGUGCAGGUGUGCAAGGAAAGGGGUUCAGACACCACAGCAGUGAGAAGAAGUGCAGGCAAUGGAGUCAAGCAUUCUAAGCUUUGUUGGCAUUUUCUCUGUUACUAGGACUUCUUCAUGGGUCUUACAGUUCUAUGUUAGACCAUGAAACAUUUGCAUACACAUUGUCUUUAAUGUCACUUUUAUAACUUUUUUACGGUUCAGAUAUUCAUCUAUACGUCUGUACAGAAAAAAAAAAGCUGCUAUUUUUUUUGUUCUUUAUCUUUGUGGAUUUAAUCUAUGAAAACUUUCAGGUCUACCCUUCUUCCCUUUCUGCUCACUCCAAGAAACUUCUUAUGCUUUGUACUAGAGUGUGUGAUUUUUCUUCCUUUUCUCCCAAUAAUUGAUACUUCUAGAACAUAAUUUGCCAUGAACUGUUUGAUGCCUUUUUAUAAAUUCAUCUCCCCUUUCCCUGAUCCCCCAGCCCCAUUCAUUGUAGGUUUUGUGGGCACGAGGCUGGUGCAAGAAGGAGGCAGAUCAGAAGCUCGGGCCAAGGUCCCAGUGGAUCUUGCUCCCUCCUUCCCCUGCCUCCCUUCUCGUGGCAUUGGAGUCUGUUACAGCACAGGACACGAUGCAAACUCAGGUUAGACCAAAAAAAAAAAAAAAAAGGUUGAAUAUCUCACACAUCCUUGUUCAGUGUUUAUAGUCCCCAUCGUUGAAAGUCUCACCUUUCCCUUGCCUUUGUUUUGGUUGUGACACACUAUAUAUAUUUUUUUAAUUAUUGGGUACAACAGCAGUUCUAACUGCAGACACUAGGCAUUUGGAUUACUUUUUUUUUAAUGGAUAUUUAAUCCUUCCAUCCCACAGAAAACAGCUGCUGAGUCCCAGGGUGCAGCAGGGUGUGGCCCAACAGGCUCCCCUCUACUACCCUCCACCACCACCCUCACCAUACCGACCUACCUGUCUCUAGAAACAGAGCAUCCUAAGGGACUUCCCCCACACUGACAGGGAACAGGACCCCAGCAUCCCAGCUGGCCCAGGGACAGCAUCCUCAGGGGUGUGUACAAGCACAUAGCCAGGUCCGCUGGCCUGAGUGCCAGGUCAGGGCAGUGCCAGCGCUGUGGCAGUCCCAGCCCUUUGCUCUUUCCCAGGGGACCAGAACCCUGGCGCUGGUGUGCUGUUCUUUGGCCAGGAAUCCCAGUCCUUCAGCCCGGGGGGUCUUGUUCUGUUUAGUUUUUUAGCACUUCUCACCAGAGUGAUGACAGCACAAGAGUUGCUUCUGGGAUGGAAAUGUUUAAAUUAUGAGUAAGAACAAAACUCAAAGAUGAUGAUUGCUAGUUGUGACUGGAGAUUAAACACAAAAAAAGAAAGUCUGUAGUGCAUUUUUGCUUGUCAGUAGUUUCAAUCUCACAACUUUUUCACUAGCCUCUGUCCCACAGUGUUUUUCCUUAAAAAAAAAAAAAAGAAAGAAAGAAAAAAAGAAAAAAGAUAAUCAAGAAGGUAUUAUAUGUAGGAGUUUUCUUUUAACUUAUUUUGUGAUACCAGUUUUAAUCACUGUAGAGAAGCCCCCAUUAUGAAUUUAAAUACUGAGGAAAGGGUGUGUGUGUGUGUGUGUGUGUGUGUGUGUGUGUGUGUGUGUGUAAGACGGGACAGUUUUUUGAUUUUGGGGUUUUUUUUGUUGUUGUUUUUCAAACAUUUAUCUACCUCACUCUUAUUUUUUUAUAUGUGUAUAUAGAAAAAAAAAAACAAUACAUCUCACAUUUCUCAGCACCUGACAAUAGGCCGUUGAUACUGGUAACCUCAUCCAUGCCACAGGCCACACACCCAGGUGAUGCAGGGAGAGAGGCCAGGCUGUUUUCCGGGGUCAAAACAACACUAACUCACCUCUCCACUCAUUUCAAAUGGCUUGCCUUUUUCUGAGAUGUCUCAUCUCAUGUUGUUUUUCCUUUUUUCCUAACCUGGUUCCUCAGAGGUUGGGAGGUAUUAGGAUUGUCCUACUCUCAGCCCAGCAGCCCCUACAACCCUGAGGAGAUAACAAGACACACCAUGGGAGGCCACCUGGCCAUCCCUGUUAGAUGACUUUGGAACAAAACUACUUUAUGCAUGUUGAAUGACCAACACAUUUCAUCACUGAGAAAGCAGGUGUUCUCCAGUCGCUGAGAACAGGAAGGUGCCCCCCCGACACCACACAGUUGAUUCUAUGAGAAUCCCAUGUGUGCAUGUGUGGGGUGUUGGUUGGUUCCCCUCACCUGCUCCAGUGAGGCCUGCAAUGAGGCAGGGAUGUGCUACCACCACUGAUGCUGCUUCUGCUGCUGGGUUUGUUCCAUUCAAGGGUGCAGCCACAUCAACAAUUUGAGAGCUUGGCCUUCUAAUCCAGAAUGCAGAGGUUUCUGACAUUACCACCCAUCUGAUACAGAAAGGGUGGUAGGGGCAAAACCCCUUCUCCUCUGCAAACUGCUCUCAACUUUACCCUCAUCUCCUCUUCCCCCAGGGGUAAACAGACAUACCAAAUCUUGGGGCUGAGAAAGCCAGUGGUAGGCCCAGCCUCUGUGGCAUUCCUAUCUGGUCAGGGAUGUAUCUCCGUCCAUCCCGUCAUCCUGCUGCUCACGGGCGGAUGAUGCACUCUCCACAUCCAGUGGCUGCUCAUAGGCACUGGGGACUUCAGCUGGGAAACACAUUGUGGGUAGUUUUGUCCAAGAGGAGGCAGCUCCUUAGCAGUUCCAAUAUGUACAGUUAAGCUCAGGGGCCUUCUCCUUCCUGCUAGAACACUACCCUUGUCUCCCAAGUUCCUGGGGACCUUAAGAUCAUUGAUAAAUACUGUUUGAUCAGGGUUUUCUUCUUCCACGCUGUAGGUGACCCCUUGGAAUAGUGGCCUCUCCUCUCUUUUGCACAUACUUACCGGUUUCCGCAACUGGAUUUCUACAGAUCAUUCAGCUGGUUGUAAGGGUUUUGUUUAAACUGUCCAAGUUGUUGGUGUCAUUUGUUUUUGUAUUAUGUAGGAGGUUUUUCUUUAAGUAGAGAGAAAACACUACAGUGUAGUGCCCAUCAUAACAAAUGCUUCAGAAACACUUCAAUAAAAGAAAAUUUUGUUUGUGUGAUGGUACAGUCAUUUUACUGGACCAACCCACCCACCUUGACUAUACCAAGGCAUCAUAUAUCCACAGUUCUAGCCUAAUUUUAUGCUGAUUUUCCCACCUCUUCUCGAUUUUUCUUUUGUGUGCUCCAAAUAAUCUUAUCAAGCUGAGUUGUGGCAUUUUCCAUGCAACCUCCUUCUGACAGCAGCUCACACUGCUUGAAGUAACGUGAACCACUGAGGCACAUCACUGCGUUGAUGUGAGCAUUAAGACAUUCUCACAUACAACCCUUCCCUGAGGCAACAAGAGUUGGCAUAUUCUAGAGACAUUGCGAACUUGAGCUGUGUGAGACCCAGACUAUGCCAGUUCUCCUUAUGGGAUGUCAUGAUGUUUGACACACAGUUGGAAAGCGCUUCCUUCUUGGAAGAUAGAAGACUGUGUUCGUGGCCAUCACCGGCCUCUCCUUCCAUCCUGUUUCUUGUGACUCGGGACGACAUUUCAAUGGUUGGAAAAGCGGCGUCAUAAAAUAGAAAAGUGGUUAUUGGGAAACCACCAAAUGGCAAAAUGCUUGAUAUGUGGCACUGUGCUUUGGUUGGGAUAACAGAUCGAUGAGCCAUGUAUGAUGCCAAAUAGUAGGCCAGUCUGAUCCACCAAAGCUUCUUUCUUAGCAGUCCACCUCUGUGACUGGUGGCCAUGGUGGCCAAGUUACACUGACUCAGGUGAGUGAGAAGGCUAAGAUGCUCAUCCCCAGUGCUCAGCUCUCACUUCUGGGUCUGCUUAGGGCAACCAGACAGUGUUGAAGGCAACUCCUUUCCAAAAUGUAGGCACCUUCCAGUUGACAGUAACACUCCAUCGUAUGCCUUGGCCCAUUCCAGCAGUCCCAGUAACGCACUUAAGGUUUGGGGUUUGUGCUUUCGUUAAUGUUACUUUUGUGUUUGUCAGCUGUCUUUUCAUUUCCUGGGCUAAGCAGCAUUGGGAGACUUGGACCAGAGAUCCACUCCUUAAGAACCAGUGAUGAAAGUCAAACUUUCUUACUCCACUCUGAACUAGUUGGUGGUACAAAUGAGAACUUCAAGAGAGGAUGUUGUUUAGAUUGAACCUCUGUUGCCAGAGAUGCUGAAGAUACAGACCUUGAAUAAGCCAGAAAUUUUUCUUUCUGGCCUCCAACUUGGAUGACUAGUUGGUCAUUUAGAGAAAUGAACGCUCCUCAAUGGUGGAAUGACCAGGCAUUAGGAAACCAUUGUUAACAGGGAUCAUGACAUGAAGAGAAGAAUUGUGGGCAGAAGGGUACAGGGCUUUGGAAGAAGCAUGGGCAGUGUUUUGAACUUGAUGCCUUUUGAAGGUAUCAGACCACAUCCAGGCUCAACAGUCAUCCAUGGGCAUUUGGUUUCAACAAAUAAACCUAACAUCCUGCUCUGGAAACCUACAGAGUUAAAUCACAUUGUUCAAGAAUGCGAACUAUAUCACACUCACCAGUUGAGUUGUCAGUUCUGGGGUGUGACUUUAGAGUUUUGUUUUAUUUUGUUUCUGCAAGAACAUAAUAAUCACUCAUUUGUAUGUCCACAUUUGUGUGUCCGCAUCUUUCAGUAAACAUUUUUUUAAUUAGUCACUCAUUAGUGUUUCCAAUAGGGCUCUUAAGUCCAGUAGAUUACGGGUAGUCAGUUGACGAAGAUCUGGUUUACAAGAACUAAUUAAAUGUUUCAUUGCAUUUUUGUAAGAACAUAGAAUAAUUUUAUAAAAUGUUUGUAGUUUAUAAUUGCUAAAAAUAAUUUAAAGACACUUUUUUUUCUCUCUGUGUGCAAAUGUGUGUUUGUGAUCCAUUUUUUAGGACACCUCUUUACUAGCUAGCUUUACAAUAUGCCAAAAAAAAAUUAAAAAUUAAAAAUAAAGAAAGAAAAAGAAAAAAAAAAGAUUUUCCUGGACCCAGGCCAUGGCUCACCCUCUUUUCCCCCCAUGCUUUGUGCCCUAUAUAACAAAGGAAUGAUGAUGAUUUCAAAAGUAGUUCUGUAUCUUCAGUAUCUUGGUCUUCUAGAACCCUCUGGUUGGGUAGGGGAUCUUUUACUGGUCAUUUAUUUCCCUUUGGAGUGUAGUGACCUUAACAGAUGGAAAGAAAAGAACCUCAUUGGCCAUGGAAAUAGCAGAGGUGUUGCCACCCCUUUGGGCAGGACACUGCGGCAUCUGGCUAACUGGCGUGGUUGUUGCCUUGUUCUGCAAUGCCAUACAGAUAGAAGGACUUCAGGGCACUGCAGAUGGUUUUCACAGUGAUCACACAAAAGAUUCUGGGGCACACAGGCCAUUUGCUUCUGUGCCUCACAUUAUGAUGAAUGCUUUGUUCUAACAAGGAAGAGACCUUAUUUAUUUUUAUUUAAAGCAGAACACCGAAGAUACAUUUUUCCCAUACAGAACAAAUUCUUUUUAAUAAAAAGUAUAGCACAUGCCAAUAUUUUUUUUAAGUUUGACUCCAUGUCCUCUAGUUCACAAUAAUAAUUGGCCAUGUCGACACAACUCCACAAAAUCCCCAUUGUUAGAAACAUCUGGAAUUUUUGCACUCCAUAGGAGAAAGGUCCAGAAACCAUUUGAUUUUUGUUUUCAGCUUCUGAUUUGGAUGUUUGGUGUUGUGCAGACACAUCCACAGGUGAACAGAUGCCUGGCAAAAACACCUGUCUGCUUUCUAAGCCAGUGAGGUUGAGGUGAGAGGUUUGCCAGAGUUUGUCUACCUCUGGAAUUAAAAAAUCAAACAAACAAAAAACCAGAAGGCGCGAUGAAAUGGAUGCAUCGCAAAUAAUGCAUUUUCUGAGUUUUCUUGUUUAAAAAGUUUUCUAAAAAAGUUUUAAAAAAAGGUAAUAACAUGGCCAAUUUGUUACAUAAAAUGACUUUCUGUGUAUAAAUUAUUCCUAAGAAAUCCUCUGUUUAUAUAAAAAAAAAUCAGUAGAUGAAAAAAAUUUCAAAAUGUUUUUGUAUAUUCUGUUGUAAGAAUUUAUUCCUGUUAUCUAUAUACUCUGGAUUCUUUACAUUAUGGGGGAAAAAAAGAAACUUUGUCUAUUUUGAAUGGCUGAAGCUAAGGCAACUUUAGUUUCUCUUACUCUGCUUUUUUCUAGUAGUUAAAGUACUACAUGGUUUAAGUUAAAUAAAAAAAAAAUUCUGUAUGCA